UGGAUGUAACACACGAGGUUCGAUCGACGCUCAUCCUGGCGUCCUCUCCGUGGCUCGACAUUCGUUAUUCGCGCGAUCGUAUCGAGGGAUAUAAUUAAUAAGCGACUUUUCUCCAAUUUUUUUUUCUCGUACGGUGGUGAUUCUUUCUUCUUUUUCUUCUUCUCCUUCUUCUUCUUCUUCUUUUUCCUCCUCUUCUCGUAACUGUUUGUCGAGGAUCUCGAAAGGAGGAAGAUGAGCAAGUACUUUGUGACCGUUCUGUGGCUGCUUCCGGUAUUGGCCGCGGCGCUGCCGGCCAAUGACAAGCCUGGAACCGAGAACGACCUCAUGGCGACCAUAUACACCGAUUGUUUGAAGAAGGAAUCGAUCAAUUGCAUCAAGUACAAAGUAUUCUCGUACGUGGACAAGAUGCUCGCCGACAAGGAGGAUUUCACGCUCACGGACGGCAUCACCGUGGUCAAGACGUCCAAUGCCAACGAGGAAGGUGCACCUAGAUCGAUAGAGUCGAGCGACUUGGACACGCUUCUGUUCGACCGCCUGGGCAGGUUCUUGAGGACGUAUUCCAUCAAGGUCGAUCUCAAGGGGACCGAUAUCCUCGGCGCCAUCGAGUCUGCCGGACGAAGUUUCGAGGAUUUCACCGACAACGCCGUGGAAAGUCGUGGCAAGAAAAAGAAAGCCCAGAAGAUUCUCGGCCCCCUGAUGAUGGCUCUGGCCCUCAAGGCGGCAGCCCUGUUGCCGUUGGCCCUGGGCGCGAUCGCCGCCAUCGCUGGCAAAGCACUGCUCGUCGGGAAGAUCGCUCUGGUCAUCUCCGCCAUCAUUGGACUGAAGAAGUUGCUCAGCUCGAGCGGAAAACACGUGACGUACGAGGUGGUGUCGCAUCCUCAUCACAGCAGCAGCCACAUAGUGAGUCACGACGACGGGGGACAUGGCGGUUACGGAGGAGGUGGCGCCGACUAUGGCGGCGGUUAUUCCGGCGGAAGCAGUGGCCACGGCUGGGCCAGAAGUCUGCCUCAAGACGGCCACGAGCUUGCUUAUCGCGCUCACCAACCUCAACCGCAAGCAUAAAGAAUCUCAUAGAAAGUCACUUUCCUCUUUACCUCGUCCUUUUGAUUCACUACUUUCCAUCCACUCCCUUCUUCCUCGUCAUCCUUGCGCUCUCUACUUUAUCACGUUUAUUUAUUAUUUUACGUUCCUGUUCGACGACCUUUCAUCUCAACGUUUUCCAUCUUCCAUUUCCCCUUCUUCUUCCUCGAGAAUUCCUCGAAAUUCUUCCCUUCGUCCUGUUUCUACGAGGAACCAGUACCUCCGCGAGAUACUCGUUCCAUGUAUAGCGUAUAUAUAUAUAUAUAUAUAUUUAUAUAUAUAUGUCGAGCAUUGUUUAUUUAUUCAACUGCGCCUAACAUGACCUAGUAUUUAUUUAAUUCUAUCCAUUCGAUCGUGUGUUAUUUGUUCUUUGUAAUAAAGAGAUGACGAACGGCGCGAUGCGGCGUCUUGUCCCAAAGAGAAAAGGAAAAAAAAAGAGAGAAAAAAAGAAAAGAAAAGAAAAGAAAAGAAAAGAACGAAGCGUACGCGAGCGUGAGAAUCCGUUUGUUCUAUUUAUUUACACUUGCACUUCGAGGAAAUUAUUUUGUAUUGUAGGGUGGCACCACUGAUCCCCAGUGAAUCACGCGCGUUUGAGCUUUUUCUUUUUUCUUCUUUUUCUCUUCUUUUUCUUUUUACCGUUUAAUAUUUACGAAAACGAGCGAAAGUAGCGUAGGAACGCGUCGUCGGUGCAUCCAUUGAUACCCGAACCAGAUACGAGUUAAUGAGCGAACGCGUUAUAGGGGAUUCCGGCUAGUAGAAAGUACUCGCUUGCAUGCAACUCAAUUGUAUUGUUUUCUUUUUUCGAGAGAGAGAGAGAGAAAAAAGGAAAAGAGAAAAAAAAGGGAACAAGCUCAGAAAUUUUCUCCACAGCGAGAUUAUCUUUCCUGCAACGAUACGAAAUUCCUCCCGUCUUAAUAACAACCGUAACAACGUCGUAAACAAUGUAAAAUAUCGAAUAACCAACGUCCACUCGACCGUGUCGCUACUGACCCAGCUUCGUCCAAUGGCUCGUUUAAUGGCUCGUAAACCGUAAUGGCUCUUUUUCGCCAAGCACUCUCAUUACUAGCCACUUGGAUUACCGGCGUCGGCGUAGCGAAACCGGAUGCGCUGUGAACUUCCAACCGGUAACCUGCAUACCUUCUACUGUAUAAUACCAGAUAAAGCGUUACGCGCGUUGUGCUCGGUGCAAGGACGACAAUGGAAUGAACAUAUUACGGACGCGUCCCAUUGGCGAGCGUGUGACGCGCGUGGCAUUGGGUUUCCUCGAGAAGGUAUCAUCAACGAGGAUCGCCAAGCGGAAAAUGAUUGGGUCGAUGGGAUCGCUAUCGAGCAGGAAAUCGUUGUGGUUCUUGUGCAACUGGUGGCGCUAGCGAGAUCUAGCGGUCGCUUUCGCCGACGUGCAGAGUACAGUAUCUAAAAGAAAUACGUGCGUUUAAUUACUGUUAUGUAUAAAUGGUAUAUAUUAUAAGUAUUAUAAGCUUGUUUAUAAACGA
Molecule: messenger RNA, 2573 nt
Organism: Apis cerana (Asiatic honeybee)
Lineage: Eukaryota; Metazoa; Arthropoda; Insecta; Hymenoptera; Apidae
Cellular component (GO): membrane
Source: RefSeq, a predicted model, not a curated record